UCCCUUGGAUCUGCUCAGACCCUGCAGAGAUCGAAGAGAUCCUUUCAGCAGUGGUCGGUGAGAGAAGCCGUCGGGGCGGAGGACCACCGAAGGGUCCUUGUCCCUCCCUCCCUAGGCUGACCAAUUGCAGGCGUGAAGAUGAAGGUCCUAUGCACGGUGCUGGUGGUCACGCUUCUGGCAGGAUGCCGGGCAGAUGUGGAGCCAGAGCCAGAGGUGCUAGAGCCAGCGGUGUGGAAGAGUGGGCAGCCUUGGGAGCUGGCGCUGGGCCGCUUCUGGGACUACGUGCGCUGGGUACAGACCCUGUCUGACCAGGUGCAGGAGGAGCUGCUCAGCUCCCAGGUCACCCAGGAACUGACGGUGCUCAUGGAAGACACCAUGAAGGCGGUGAAGGCCUACAAAUCCGAGCUGGAACAGGAACUAGUACCAAUGGCGGAGGACACGAAGGCCCGGCUGUCCAAGGAGCUGCAGGCUGCGCAGGCGCGGCUCGGGGCCGACAUGGAGGAGGUGCGCAACCGCCUGGCGCAGUACCGCAACGAGAUGCAGGCCAUGCUGGGCCAGAGCGCCGACGAACUGCGUGCACGCCUGGCCUCGCACCUGCGCAAGCUGCGCAAGCGGAUGCUGCGCGACGCCGAGGACCUGCAGAAACGCCUGGCGGUGUACAAGGAUGGAGCCAGCGAGGGAGCCGAGCGCGGCGUGAGCGCCAUCCGCGAGCGCCUGGGGUCCCUGGUGGAGCAGAGCCGCGUGCGCGCCGCCCUGACGGGCCAGCCGCUGCAGGAGCGCGCGCAGGCCUGGGGCAAGCAGCUGCGCGGGCGGCUAGAGGAGGUGCGCGGCCAGGCACAGGACCGCCUGGAGGAGAUGCGCGAGCAGAUGGAGGAGGUGCGGGUCAAGAUUGAGGAGCAGGCCGAGGCCUUCCAGACGCGCCUCAAGGGCUGGUUCGAGCCCAUGGUGGAAGACAUGAGGCGCCAGUGGGCCGAUCUCAUCGAGAAGGUGCAGGCAGCCGUGGGUGCCAGCACCCCCGUGCCCAGCCAGAAACCCUGAGCACCAGCACCACCCCGACCCAGUCCUACCCCUCAGCCAGCCGCAGGCCCUGCCCCACCCUGCCGGCCUCCUGGAGGGGCCUCAAUUAAUAAAGAAUAAAGAUUUGCUGCGCCUCUAACUGGGCUUCUGAGUGUGA
Messenger RNA from Octodon degus (degu), 1174 nucleotides. RefSeq names its product apolipoprotein E (gene Apoe). Gene Ontology annotation, molecular function: lipid binding; amyloid-beta binding; very-low-density lipoprotein particle receptor binding. The coding region runs from base 139 to 1038 and encodes 299 amino acids. NCBI's taxonomy places the organism in Eukaryota, Metazoa, Chordata, Mammalia, Rodentia, Octodontidae. The transcript is spliced from 4 exons. Gene Ontology annotation, cellular component: intermediate-density lipoprotein particle; extracellular region. The record is from RefSeq and is a predicted model, not a curated record. Gene Ontology annotation, biological process: regulation of amyloid-beta clearance; negative regulation of neuron apoptotic process; lipid transport.